AAAACAUUCAGAUUUUUUCAGAUUGGUAUUUCAUAUUUUGAAACAGUCUCAUUUAACGUCAGGCUCAUUGCGUAUUCGGUUAAUGAUUUUAUAUUUAUCACUAUCAGUUCAACAAACAUGGUGUGACACUUUGUAUUAUUCGCAUGCGUGCUGUGAACGCAUACAAUAAAGUAACAUCUGAUCUUUAACUGCUCGCUGUAUUGUCCGUGUUAUUUAUGACAGCGAUCAUGUUUUGAGCCGUUACUUCUAUUAUCAACAUUUCAUCGGGCCUACAUCUAAUUAAAAUACGGUGUGUGUGUGGGUAUGGAGUUGUGUGCGUGUGUGUGUUUAUUAAGAGCUUUCCAGUUGAUAUUUUGAAUUCAUCAAAGAGUGCUUGUUCAGUAUCAUUGAAAUUGAAAAAUGGCACUGCAACGUACAUCUAUCGCACUCCAAACUAUCAGAAAUCUAAGGAGAAUUGAUGGAGAAACGAAGUUACAUUUUCGACCAAGAACAACAACACCUUCGGGUGCUAUUCUACCAGAACCAAAAAGAAUACGUUUCGGCUUUUUGCGUGUUAUUUCCGGCGUCGUAACAGGAUUGAUCAUAGGAACUAAUUUAAGCAAAAUGAUAGCUAAUUUUCUCGAAGAAAAAGAACUAUUUGUACCUUCGGACGAUGACGACGACGACGAUUAAUUUACGGUACGCACUUUACUUGAAGGCAAAACUCCAAUCUAGUCCUAGUUUACCUAACUUAUGCUUUUCACACAAGGCCUUAAUCAACCUUUUUACGUGUCCUUAAAAUAUCUUUGUAUAAACACGUUCUUCCUAGUUCCUCGAUAGUUAUAUAUCGUACGAUGCUAUUGUUUAAUCUUUUUUCGCGAGGAAAAUAGGCUUCAUUUUUACAUAUCGUUUUCUGUUUCAAGAUCUGUGACAAUUUAUGGGAAGAUAUAAAAUGGUGUAACGUGUCUGAUCUUUGGACAGCACGUUUUACAUAUACAGUUCUGACUUACUAUAAAAUCAAUUAUAUGCAGUU
This is a messenger RNA of Frieseomelitta varia, 1012 nucleotides long. It is a transcript of the gene EMRE, whose product is annotated as essential MCU regulator, mitochondrial. Gene Ontology annotation, cellular component: mitochondrial inner membrane; uniplex complex. The record is from RefSeq and is a predicted model, not a curated record. Bases 400 to 672 code for a protein of 90 amino acids. NCBI's taxonomy places the organism in Eukaryota, Metazoa, Arthropoda, Insecta, Hymenoptera, Apidae. The transcript has 2 exons. Gene Ontology annotation, biological process: calcium import into the mitochondrion; mitochondrial calcium ion homeostasis.